UGAGAAUGCGGGAAAAAAAUAUGCGGCAUCUGACAUUAUCUGACCUCUAUCUUAACGUACAACCUGAAAUUCGUUCAUACUUUAUGGUAUUGAAUUAGUUUUUUUUUGUUGAUAAAUAUUUUAUUAAAUUUGGAAAAUAAAUCUUUCCUAUUUUUUGUCGUGUUUUACGAUAAUUGAGCUCUCAGUAAAGAAUACUCCACAAAAUAUGGAUUUGGCAUGGUUCUUUUAUUUAAACGUUGCGUUUGUAUAAAUAUUCACAAAGAUUCAGCUAGCUUUGUUUAUAUAAUCUUUGAUAAAAUAUUCCAACUAAGAAAAGAAACGUAUAGUCUUUUUCCAAAAAUCAAGUUUAUAUCGUUUUCAAAUGAAUGAUUUUUUAUCUUUAUGCGUGCCUAUAAAAACCUUACACGGAUAAACUAAGAAAACAACUCUCGUGUGAGCUGCACCAAAGCCAUCCCCCCGAUGCUGACAUUUACCUACCCAAAAGUUUCUUAACAUUUUACAUAAAUUGUUUGUAUUUUGGUAUGUUAUUCCAAUUCAUAAAUGUGUGUGUAUAUAACUGUUCAUAUAUUUAUUAUGUCAAAGUUCUGUUUAGCCAAAAAGGUCUAAAGAGAAAUGGCAGAAUAUCUUUGAUUUUGCUAAACGUGUAUUGGUUAUAUAUAUAAUUUAUACUCCAUUCAACUUAACAAUGCCCGAUUGAUUUUGGUUGGGGUAGAACCAAAAUGUGAUUAAGACUUUAAUAAUUUGCUAAAUAUUCUAAUUAAAAAUAAAAGAAAACCUUUAGUUGUGUGUGUUUCAAACAAAUCUACUAAUUGAAAUGGUUCGUAAUGUGUAGCCUUUCUUUACUAGGUUUGGUUUUAUGAUGACAGCUGAAAAGUAAACAUUUGCUUGCCCAAAUUCAGAAGUUGUAAUAUUUAAUCUUCAAAAAAAAAUUGCUUUUCAAUGGUACAUAAUGGUUGCCGUUAUGUUCUUUCUUACCGUGUCUAGAACUUAAGAUCUUAGCCUUUUUUCUUUCAAGAAUUAGUUACAUAUAUUAUUUGUCCUUUGUUUGUUCAACGAAAGGUAUAGUGAACAUUUCUUAGCAAAUUAAAAGUUGACCGAAAGAAAAAACUUUUCUUAAUAAAGGAAUAAACUAAAAGACAUUAUAUGCCAUGGACACCAAAACCCGAUCCGAGAACCCAUCCAGUCAGGAGAGGUUUGGGAGAAAAAGUAAAAUAUCAGAGGCCACAUACACUUGUGGCUGAAAAUGGAACAAAAUGCUGACGUGUUAUCCAUUUCACUUGUUAAAAUGUAUCUAAAUCUCAAAUCUCACGAUUUACCGAAACAACGAGACCCUCACCUGAACAAACAAAAAAAAGAAAAUAAUGCAGGAAAGUAAAGAUCAAGAGAUUAAGCUCUUCGGCAUGAAAAUUCAUCUUUCAACGGUUCUUGAGGCUGAAGAAGAUGGAAUAUCGGCAGAAAAGAACCAAAAGGAGACAUUAACUGAUCAAGUGGAGAAAGACAAAACAUUAAAGAAACCUACCAAGAUUAUUCCCUGUCCAAGAUGCAAUAGUAUGGAAACAAAGUUUUGUUACUAUAACAACUACAACGUAAACCAACCUCGCCAUUUCUGCAAAGCUUGUCAAAGAUACUGGACCUCUGGUGGGACCAUGAGAAGUGUCCCUGUCGGAGCCGGACGACGCAAGAACAAGAACAACUCAUCAUCUUCUUCCCAUAACUACCAGCACGCCACCAUCUCUGAAACAGAUGGCCCGGUUCUUAAUUUCACCCAUGGGGAUGAUCAAAAGGUCUCAGAUAAUAGGUUAAUGCAUUCGUGGCCAUACAUGUGGAAUCCCGGGUUUUACCCGGUUUACCCUUAUUGGAACGUUCCAAUGUUGUCUUCUUCGCCUAAUUCAAGUCCUAAUUCUACUCUUGGUAAGCAUUCAAGAGAUGAAGAUGAGACGAUCAUGCCAAAACAGAGUUAUGGGUCUGUAUUGGUCCCUAAGACUUUAAGAGUUGAUGAUCCUAAUGAAGCUGCAAAGAGUUCUAUAUGGACAACACUUGGGAUCAAGAACGAAGUUAUGUUCAAAGGGUUUGAUUCGAAGAAAGAGGUUAAGAUUAGCAAAGAAGAAACUGAGACUUCUCUAGUUCUCUGUGCGAAUCCAGCUGCGUUAUCAAGAUCAGCCAAUUUCCAUGAACGGCUGUGAUCCUAUGCAUACUAUAUAUAGACCUUUAUGUGUAGAUGUGGCUUACAGUUUCUUUUUCUUGCUGAUUGACUUUGUAUUCAUAGGCUUAAACAUUUUUGUAUCAUUACUUUUAAAUUUCUAGUUCUGUUUAAGUUUGAUUGUUGUUGUA
Brassica rapa (field mustard) is the source of this 2331-nucleotide messenger RNA. RefSeq names its product cyclic dof factor 1. The record is from RefSeq and is a predicted model, not a curated record. Gene Ontology annotation, molecular function: DNA-binding transcription factor activity; DNA binding. NCBI's taxonomy places the organism in Eukaryota, Viridiplantae, Streptophyta, Magnoliopsida, Brassicales, Brassicaceae. Gene Ontology annotation, biological process: regulation of DNA-templated transcription.